Molecule: messenger RNA, 189 nt
Organism: Neurospora tetrasperma FGSC 2508
Lineage: Eukaryota; Fungi; Ascomycota; Sordariomycetes; Sordariales; Sordariaceae
Exons: 1
Coding region: 11-172 (53 amino acids)
Source: RefSeq, a predicted model, not a curated record
UGUCUAUCCAAUGAAUUGCGUCGUUGAAUACGGAAAGCAUCGAGGAUUGACUAGCCAAUCGCUCAGUUCACACAAGGACUCUCUACAUAAAAGAAACCUGGGCACAUCGCCAAAGACUCCUACCAUAUUCUUCUUCUUUCAAGUCACUCAACACUCACAUGCCCUUCCUUAACCCAUGGAACAUACCUA